AUGAUUUUGUUCCUGACCUGCAUGACCAUAACAAUAAACAUUUGUUUUUCCAGCAACCCUUGUUCAUUGAGAACCCUGUCCGUUGACGGGCAUUUCAGCUUUGAUGAAGUUCACCAUGCAGCCAAAGACUUCGGCAAUAGGUUUCAGCUACUCCCUUUGGCAGUACUAUAUCCAAAGUCAGUUUCUGAUAUUGCCACUACGAUAAGGCAUAUUUGGCAGAUGGGUCCUAAUUCAGAGCUCACAGUUGCAGCAAGAGGCCACAGUCACUCACUCCAGGGUCAGGCACAAGCCCACCAAGGAGUUGUAAUCAACAUGGAAUCACUCCAAGGCCGUAAAAUGCACGUGCAUACUGGGAACUAUCCAUAUGUGGAUGCUUCUGGUGGUGACUUAUGGAUAGAUAUCCUGCGCGAAUGCCUGAAGUAUGAGUUGGCACCAAAAUCAUGGACAGACUACUUACAUUUAACUGUUGGUGGUACUUUGUCCAAUGCUGGGGUUAGUGGGCAGGCGUUUCGGCAUGGCCCUCAGAUCAAUAAUGUCCAUCAGCUAGAAGUUGUUACAGGAAUGGGAGAAGUAUUAAAUUGCUCGGAGAAGCAGAAUAGCGACCUAUUUCACAGCGUUCUUGGAGGACUAGGCCAGUUUGGCAUCAUAACACGGGCGAGAAUAUCCUUGGAACCAGCAUCUGAUAUGGUGAAAUGGAUAAGAGUUCUCUACUCAGACUUUACAACAUUUGCCGCAGACCAAGAGCGUUUAAUAGGGGCAGGAAGCACAUUCGAUUACAUUGAAGGAUUUGUGAUAAUUAACAGGACUGGUCUCCUGAAUAACUGGAGGUCAUCUUUCAAUCCUCAAGACCCAGUUCAAGCUAGCCAGUUUCAGUCAGAUGGAAGAACUCUAUACUGCUUAGAAUUGGCCAAAUACUUCAACCGAGACAGGAUAGAUGCCCUAAAUGAGGAAGUCAGGAAUUUGCUGUCUCAACUAAGAUACAUCACAUCAACACUUUUCCUAACGGAAGUUCCAUACUUAGAAUUCUUGGACAGAGUUCAUGUCUCUGAGGUCAAACUACGGUCUAAGGGUUUGUGGGAAGUUCCGCAUCCAUGGCUCAAUCUUCUUGUCCCAAAAAGCAAAAUAAAUGAUUUUGCUGAUGAAGUCUUUGGCAAUAUCCUUACAGACACCAGCAACGGUCCAAUCCUUAUCUACCCGGUUAACAAAUCAAAAUGGGACAACAGAACUUCUGUUGUUAUUCCAGAUGAAGAUAUUUUCUACUUAGUGGCUUUCCUUACCUCUGCAGUGCCCUCAUCCACUGGAAAUGAUGGCUUAGAACAUAUCUUAACUCAGAAUAAAAGAAUAUUAGAAUUUUGUGAAACAGCACGCCUUGGGAUGAAGCAAUAUCUGCCCCACUACACUACACAGGAAGAAUGGAAAGCCCACUUUGGUCCGCGAUGGGAAGUUUUUGCCCAGAGAAAAUCUAUUUAUGACCCCCUGGCAAUACUUGCUCCUGGCCAGAGAAUAUUUCAAAAGGCAAUAUCUUUCUCGUGA
Molecule: messenger RNA, 1533 nt
Organism: Dovyalis caffra
Lineage: Eukaryota; Viridiplantae; Streptophyta; Magnoliopsida; Malpighiales; Salicaceae
Source: the annotation of a GenBank genome assembly